Molecule: messenger RNA, 2037 nt
Organism: Kwoniella mangroviensis CBS 8507
Lineage: Eukaryota; Fungi; Basidiomycota; Tremellomycetes; Tremellales; Cryptococcaceae
Exons: 6
Coding region: 1-2037 (678 amino acids)
Biological process (GO): endonucleolytic cleavage in ITS1 to separate SSU-rRNA from 5.8S rRNA and LSU-rRNA from tricistronic rRNA transcript (SSU-rRNA, 5.8S rRNA, LSU-rRNA)
Cellular component (GO): 90S preribosome; nucleolus
Source: RefSeq, a predicted model, not a curated record
AUGCAAGCGUCAUCUUCAAAGCUCAAACCGACUCAAGACCCCUUGUCGGGCUCGGAAUCAGAGUCAGACUCAGACUAUUCUUCAUCCGAUGUGACAGAAGAUGAAGACGGAGAUGAGCUUACACCAGCUCUUGAUGCCGCAAUUCUGAGAACACUUAGUAAGAUCAAGAGGAAAGAAGGUGUUUACGGGAAAGAGAAUGUUUUGCAAGAGGAAUUGAAGAAAGCUCAAGAAAGGGCUGAAGCGAAAGGUAUCAAAGCGCCGGUGGUGAAGAAGGUCGUGGAGAAGCCAUACCUCCUUCAAGAUUAUCAUCGAGCCAAGCUUCUUUCGGGCGGUAACCCAGAAGAUGACGAAGAGGAGGUAAACGAAGAACCGCUCACAUACGUCCAAUCCGAGCGAAAGUUAAAGGAAGAAGCUGUAUCAGCGUUCAAAACACUCGCUUCGGACGAUUCAGACGAUGACGAUGAAGAAUUUAUCAAGAAGAGAGAGAAAGAUGAGGGAGAAGAAGAUCUGGAAGACGAAGAGUAUAGGCAAUUCCUAUUGGAGAUGGGAGGUGGUGAAGAUGAAGUUCGAAAGAUAUUGGGAAUGGGCGAUCAGCCUAUUUCUACUGCUUUGGAGGAAACGGUAGAAGAUGAGAAAGGAGAAAAGGACGUGGUUCUGUCGAAAGUUGAAAAAGAGGAAAUUGCAGCUAAGAAAAAGGCCAAAAAGGAGAAGAAAGCUAAGAAAGAUGAUGAGUUCUUGAUGAACUAUAUCCUGAAUCGAGGAUGGAUUGAUCGAUCAGAAAAUCAUGUACCGACGUAUAAGGAAGUUGUGGGUGAUGAUGAGGAUUCAGAUGAAGAGGUGGAAGAGGAACCGAGAGCUGGUCCGUCGAGUCAUCCUUGGGGUGAACUUGAUGAAGAGGAUGAAUUCGAUGAUAAAGCAGAUGCCUUCGAGGCUGAAUACAAUUUCAGAUUCGAAGAACCUGGAGCUUCCAACAUCUUGUCACAUCCUCGUCAAAUUGAUGCUCUAGUUCGAAGACCAGAUGAUGCACGUAAGACAAAACGAGCCAGACGAGCUGAACGAAAGGCAGCCGAGAAAGCAGCUCAGGAAGAAGCCUUGAAAGCCAAGAAGGGGUCUAAGAGGAGAGAAAUGGAGAAGAGGAUGGCUGCGCUGAAAUCAGAUUUAGCAGCUGAAGGGGUCGAUGGGGAGGUAGAUUGGGAUUCAUUACAGAAAGUAUUGGAUGGUGAAUGGGAUGAAAACGAAUGGGAAAAGGUGGUAGGAGGAAUGUUAAGUAAAGCAGGAGAAAAGGAAGAUGAAGAUGGGAAACCUGUCUGGGAUGAUGAUAUUGGUGAUGCGGAGUACGAUGAUCUGGAUGAAGAUGGAGGUUAUCCAUACAAUCAGGAUGGAGGACAAAAGGCGAUGGAUAUUGAUGAAGAAUAUGGUCAAGAUGAUGAUGGACCAAUCAAUAUGGAUGCCGACUUCAUAGACGAAGAACCAAGUAAGAAGAAGCGCAAGAAGGAGAAGAAGAAGAGCAAGCAGAAAGAUAGAGCCAUUGAAGAACCAUUGAUCGAGGAUCAAUCAAGUCUGUCCCUGAAAGACAAAGCUCAAGCGGUCAAAGAAGUGAUGGAAGAAUAUAAAGCGUUAGAUCAUGAAGAUAUCAUUGGUGGAGAUCUACCUACGAAAUUCAAAUACACUAAAUCGGCACCUGUAUCUUUCGGUUUGACACCUGUGGAGAUUCUUUUGGCUACUGAUGAGGAACUAAAUAAAGUACUCAGUGUGAAGUCGAUUGCGCCCUAUCGAAAGGGGGGUAUAGGACAUCAAGGUAAAGGUCUAGGUCAGAGAGUGAGACAGCUAAAAGAAGAUGUGAGGAAGAGGAAAUGGGGUCAAGAUGAUAACGAGGGAAAACCUUGGAAGGAGAAUAGGGCGGAACAUGCUGCUAAGAAGGAGUCGAAGAGUGGGGUUGAGGGAGGUGAAGGCGAGGAGAAGCGGAGUAAGAGGAGGAAGGGAAAGAAGGAGAGGAAAAGAGCGGCGGUUGAGGCUGAGAAUGCGGGUGAAUCUUAA